Delphinapterus leucas (beluga whale) is the source of this 4657-nucleotide messenger RNA. Lineage: Eukaryota; Metazoa; Chordata; Mammalia; Artiodactyla; Monodontidae. The record is from RefSeq and is a predicted model, not a curated record.
GGGGGCGAGGGUGGGCGGGUGCACCAUGGGGGUGUGACAGCCGCGAUCUUUCCUAAUGUUUGGACUCGAUUAUUUGGGGAUCCCCUUCAGGAAUGGGGGGGCAGUAUGGUCUGGCACUAAUGAAGGGAACAAGGGGGUUUAUGUGCCCUAACCUCCAGGGGGGAUAAACGUUCUUAUACUUAGAAAUCUGUCAAAAGAUGGAACCAAAAGAAGAUAAAAAAUUAUGAAACAGAAAUCAUUAUUCAAGUUUUCCAGUCAUACUUUAAAACUACUUUAUUUUGCAAGAUAGAAAAUAAAACCCCCUACUGCUUCCUGGAUUUCUGGUAAAGGCUGUGGGGAGAAACCCGAGGUCCGGAUUCGGGGAGCAGCCCCACUGGAGGGAGGCGGUGCUUCAGCACCUCAGAGAGCAGCCCCGGCCGGCCCGCGGCCCGCCCCUCCCCGCACUUCCCCAGACCCGCGGGCCCUCUGAGCCCGGCCUCCUGGCACAGGCUUAGCCCUCUCAGGACUGCGCCUGAGGGCCGGGCCUUCCUACCCCACCGGGGUCUGAUGAGGACCCUCCCAUCCUUCGUGUGAGCCACAGUUCCAAGGGUCAAAGUUGUCAGAUCUCAGCAGAGCCCAGAUGAGGGCCCCGUGGUGUGCGCCUGGCUGCUGUCCCUGUCACAGGCUGUCCCUGCUGGGGUGGCAGAAAGGGGAGGGCACCGAAGCAUGCAACUUAACGUGGGUUUACAACGCGGGGUGCGGCAGCGGGGCCGGGCCCCGACCCAGCUUUCUAUCCUCGAGGGGUCGGGGCUGCCCGAGCGCUGCUGACCCCGUCUCCCUGUGGGCAGUGCCCCCCUGGGCGCUGGGCGCCAUCGCGGUGCUCCUGGGCCUUCUGCUCCUCACCUGCUGCUUCUGCAUCUGCAAGAAGUGCUGCUGGAAGAAGAAGAAGAACAAGAAGGAGAAGGGCAAGGGCGCCAAGAACGCCAUGAACAUGAAGGACAUGAAGGGUGGCCAGGACGAUGAUGACGCCGAGACGGGCCUGACGGAGGGCGAGGGCGAGGGCGAGGGCGAGGAGCCGGAGAACCUGGGGAAGCUGCAGUUCUCCCUGGACUAUGACUUCCAGGCCAACCAGCUCACCGUGGGCGUCCUGCAGGCCGCGGAGCUGCCCGCCCUGGACAUGGGCGGCACCUCGGACCCUUAUGUCAAGGUCUUCCUCCUUCCAGACAAGAAGAAGAAAUAUGAGACCAAAGUCCAUCGGAAGACGCUGAACCCCGCCUUCAACGAGACUUUCACCUUCAAGGUGCCCUACCAGGAGCUGGGGGGCAAGACCCUGGUGAUGGCCAUCUACGACUUUGACCGCUUCUCCAAACACGACAUCAUCGGGGAGGUAAAGGUGCCCAUGAACACCGUGGACCUGGGGCAGCCCAUCGAGGAGUGGAGGGACCUGCAGGGCGGAGAGAAGGAGGAGCCGGAGAAGCUGGGUGACAUCUGCACCUCGUUGCGCUACGUUCCCACGGCUGGGAAGCUCACCGUCUGCAUCCUGGAGGCCAAGAACCUCAAGAAGAUGGACGUGGGUGGCCUUUCAGACCCCUACGUGAAGAUCCACCUGAUGCAGAACGGCAAGAGGCUCAAGAAGAAGAAGACGACAGUGAAGAAGAAGACCCUGAACCCGUACUUCAACGAGUCCUUCAGCUUCGAGAUCCCCUUCGAGCAGAUCCAGAAAGUCCAGGUGGUGGUCACCGUGCUGGAUUACGACAAGCUGGGCAAGAACGAAGCCAUCGGCAAGAUCUUCGUGGGCAGCAGUGCCACAGGCACGGAGCUGCGGCACUGGUCUGACAUGCUGGCCAACCCCCGCCGGCCCAUCGCCCAGUGGCACUCACUCAAGCCCGAGGAGGAGGUGGACGCGCUGCUGGGCAAGAACAAGUAGGGGCCGCGGCCCGAGCCGCUGCUGCCUCAGCUGGGCAGCCCUCGAGGCAUCCCUGCCCACCCGUGUGCGGCCGUGCCCUCGCUCCUCUGCCCUCGUCCUCUUUCUAAAGACCCCCCUCCCUCCGAUGGUGGCUGAGGAGGGCCCCUCGGAGGUGAGAGAAGCCUGGCCCGUCGUCGCCCCGGGAGCUUCCUCGCUGCAUGCCCGCCACCCUCCUCCUCCAAAGCUCCGCCCAGCCCUCACCUCGAGGGAGGCUCUCUUGGCAGAAAGUGGUGGCAUUUUCUGAGCGUUCCGGACCAACGGAAUGGCAGCACCUCCUGACUCCUGACGGAAGGCAACCAGCGGCCAGGGAUCCGUGCGUGUGUGCGCAUCCUCUGUGCUCGUGGAGGGCCGCGGACAGGGUGCCGUGUGGGAGCAGAGGGCUUAGAACCCUGCUCGGACUGGGGAGCUCCCACGCUGCGUGGGAGUGGCUGUUUGGGAGGCGAGACGGGGAGACUGGACUGUGCAGAGCCAGGACCAAAGCCCGCUGCCGGCGUGGACCUCCUCCUGCUGCCGGGGGCUUCCCGGGACACCACAGACCUGAGCUAUAGGCUAGACUGGCUGGACUCGAACGGGGACUGUCCGUCCCGCGACCUCACCUUGCUGACGGGUGAUGUCCAACCGCAAAGAAACAGAAGACCCGCUUCCCAGAAAGGCCAAAAUGAAACUGCCGGGCCUUUGCCCUUGCGGUGGGAGACCCAGAUGCCGGCUCCCUUUCUAGGACGGGAGCCAGCAGUCACUGGCAUCUCUUACCCUCCCGCCUGUGCUCCUCCCUUAAUCAAAGGGGAGCAGCUCUGUCUGAAGACACGGUAUCCGUUCAGAGCCAGAGGGCUUGAAAAGGAAGGUUUACAGGUUCUUAGUUCCCCUGAGGCCCAGGUAAGGAGGGGAGGGUAGUGGACAGCUGGCUGAGCUUUCCCAGGGGCCCUGCGGGGAGGCCCCGCCUAGCAUUCCUGAGGGACUUGCUGUGAAUCCCGAGGAGCAGGGCAGCCAUUCCGAGCGGUGGCGGAGGACAUGGGCCGGGUUCUGCCCCGCGGUCACUGUGCUCGUUCCCCGCGCACCUCGUGUCCCCAGCAUCGAUAAAAAGCCAUAUAUACGUUAGUCAGCGUGCACCGAGUCUCCUUCCAAACCUGCAGCCUGGGCGAGAGCACCCGGCCCCCGGCCCCUCAGCCGCCCUCGUCUCUGCAGCUGCAGGCCCUGGCCCUCUCCUCGGCGCGGAACACUCAAGGCUUCCCAGACCCCGAGCUGCGCCUCUUUCCCAGCACACGUGGCAGCACCUCCCACCCCGUCUAGCCACCCUGGCGUCUGCGGGCACCUGAGGCAGAGGGACGUCUCUUUCACUGUCAGAAAGGAGCAGGCAUGUGUUCCUGCCCGGCUGCGUUUCCCGGCUGGGCAGGUGGUGAGAAGCCGUCUCCUCCGGGAGCAGCAGCUGGGCAGUGGGCCUCAGGCUUGCUCGUGGCCCUUGGUCCUCAGGAAGUCAUUCUUCACUUGAUGCCGAGAAGCUGGGACCUGACGAAGACUGUGGGCUGGUCCUAGGGCCCGGGCUGUAGGACAAGAGUGAGGCUUCAGGCCCGGGGGGGACCACAGGGGGCUGUCCCGGCCUGGAUGCCCCCCUGCAGAGCUAUGGGAUUUGGUGCUUCCUCGGGGCCCCCUCUCCCCCAGCCUCCCCCGGGGCCCCCAGAGCUGACUUCUCACCCUCCACCUUCACUCUCGCGCCCCUUCCCGACCACCUUCCACCAUCUGGGAUUCUCGUCCACCCUCCUGAGCCCAGGACUCGCCUCUCUCCCGGCGGGAAGGGGAGAGGCUCCGCAGCACGUCUGCUGCUCUGGGGGUCCUGGGCCCGGAGACGCGGCUGGAUUACGGCUCUGGGCCCACCUCGAGUGGGUAGCCUCAGGGGCAGGGAGGUUGAGUGUGGGCACCAGUGCGGAGCCGAGGGGACGCGGGAGGGGAGCAGUGCUCUCCUGGGUUCUGGCCGGUCCUGGCUGGGCCCCUGCCUCAGAGGAGCCAUCUGAGCAGAAGGCAUCUACCGGGCCCACAAACUAGGUGGGGAAACAACACUGGUCCUAAGUGUCCUGCACCUGAGGGUCCUUACCCAGUCCACAGAGCACCUUCACUGCCACCAGGCUUGUUUCUGGGGUGUCGGGAUCCUGCCCUGAGUGGGACAGAAUUAAGGUUGGCUACGAGGGGUGCUGGAGGCCUCCAGGCUGUGCGUUUUCACUCCCAAAGUCUAUUGCAGAGAGGAAAGUAGAAGAGGCGAUUUUUACAAAGGGACUGAAACCAUGAAAAAUGAAACCCAGUGCCACCCAGAAAAUGGAGGUGAGGCCAGAAAGCUCUGUUUCCUCCUUUCUCCUUGAGUAAUCAUUCCAGAGUGGAACCAACUCCGCCAGGGCUCUGGGCACGUUUCCGGAUUUUGGCCGCGCAAGCUGAGGGCUGGGGGAAGCUGGGGGAAGCCCCCUAUGAUGAGCGACCGGUGCCGGGCCGGAUGGGAAGUGACGUUCCGGGUCGCUCGGCUGGGGGAAGGGACAGCAGGGAUUCACGCAGCCUCAGGCCUGGUCUUUUUACUUCCCAGGAACCAUAUGUAGCUUGUGCUUCUAGAAUCGGUUUGAGAUGGUCUUGCUGGCCCAGGGCUUCAGUGAGGGGUGGGGGUGGUGUCGCUGCAGCUCCCCCGCCAGCCCUGCAGUGGGAGGUGGUGGGUGAGCGAACUGGGGGGGGGGGGGG